AUGAGUGUACCGCAUCAAAUGUCUUUCUGUGUGUGGCGGGCCGUCUUUUACGCCUCCGUCUGGACGGCGGGGGACUUCUUUGCGCAGUUCUACGCCGCACACAAGGAGGCGGCGGCGCGGCGUGCCUCCGGCGAGAAGCGGAAAGGCCCGCGCCCGAGUGGAGCGCAGAUGCUUGCGAUGCUCGACAAGGAGCGCCUUGGGCAGAACACGCUCUUUGGACUUUUCGUCGGCGGCUUUAUUGGCCAGUAUGAGCGCUUCCUCCCCCGCAUCUUCGGCACAUUAACACGUAACGCCACACCGUGCCUAUGCUCUCUCGGGCUACAGCAGCUGGCAGUGACACCUCUCAUUCUCUGGUCCUACUUCAAUGCCAUGACCGCAGCGCGUGGAGGGGUAAGCGACCCGAGUUUCAUGAAUGCACACAGCUUCGGGGCACAUCAGCGACACGACAUCGCUAGUGUGGAGCGCCACAUCCUUCAUGAUGUGAUGCCGUAUCCGCUUCUCGCCUCAUGGGGCGUGUAUACGCCGCUCUUUAUUCUUGCGUACAUGGGCCCACUCCGUGCUUCCACCUUCCUGUCCAGCUGUCUUUUUGUGCCGUGGUGCGGCCUCGUCUCCCACACGCAGGGGAAUGACCUCCUCUAG
This is a messenger RNA of Leishmania mexicana MHOM/GT/2001/U1103, 639 nucleotides long. RefSeq lists its product as hypothetical. NCBI's taxonomy places the organism in Eukaryota, Euglenozoa, Kinetoplastea, Trypanosomatida, Trypanosomatidae. The transcript has a single exon. Bases 1 to 639 code for a protein of 212 amino acids. The record is from RefSeq and is a predicted model, not a curated record.